AUGGACUAAAAUGUAACUUGCCGGCUUAUGCGAUUUAUUUACAAAUAAUGACUAAGGAGAGAUUUAUUUACUUGUUAAAAGACACAAGAUUGAACAAGGUUUCAUUCAUUGGAGAUAAUGGGUUCAAACUAACAAAAGAUAUCGCAAAAUUUGGUGUUAGAAACUUGAAAGGAGGACAUGCUAGGCGACCGGAAGUAGCUGGUGCAAAAAUGUAUGGUGAGCAAGAAGUGAUAAAAUAUAUAGCAAAUGAGCGUAACACUGCAAUACAACGGGAUAUGACCCUUUAUGCAUUGAAUCUUUUGAAAGUUCCGUCUGCAGGAAAUAAAAAAGAAAUGUUUCUUGAUAUCGGAUGUGGUAAUGGUGUUUCUUCACAAAUAAUUGAAUCAAAAGGGCGCAUGGUUAUUGGUGUAGACAUUAGUCAGAGUCUUCUUGCACAUGCUAAAUCGAAUACAUUAUUGAACGAUUUUGUACUAUUAGAUGUGUCUACAGGAGUAAAUUUUCGACCUGAAAUAUUCAAAAAUGUUAUAAGUAUUUCAGUUUUACAGUGGUUCAUAAAAGAACAUUAUUUACUUAAUCUUUUUCGGACUCUGCAGUUUAUUCUUGAUAAGAACGGCAAAGCAGUGUUUCAAUUGUACCCAAGAGUUGUUACAGAUCUGGAUUUAACUUUAUGUUGUGCUGAAAAAUUCUUUAACGGAUUUUUGGUCAGUGAUUUUCCAAGUGCCAAUAGAGGAGUGAAACUAUUUUUAUACUUGACAAAGAAUUCCAGAGGACUACCAUAGUUAAUGU
Messenger RNA from Mytilus californianus (California mussel), 786 nucleotides. RefSeq lists its product as uncharacterized. NCBI's taxonomy places the organism in Eukaryota, Metazoa, Mollusca, Bivalvia, Mytilida, Mytilidae. The record is from RefSeq and is a predicted model, not a curated record. Gene Ontology annotation, molecular function: rRNA (guanine) methyltransferase activity. The transcript has a single exon. Gene Ontology annotation, cellular component: nucleolus. The coding region runs from base 48 to 779 and encodes 243 amino acids. Gene Ontology annotation, biological process: rRNA (guanine-N7)-methylation.